GAGCAUCUCCCAGGCCAGAUUCCGAACAGUCAACACCACUACUUUUCAGUCUCAUAUACCACAUACGUGAUGGACGACGAGAUCGCUGCUAUCGUUAUCGAUAAUGGUUCGGGCAUGUGCAAGGCGGGAUUCGCGGGCGAUGACGCGCCUCGCGCUGUCUUUCCAUCUAUCGUGGGCCGCCCAAGGCAUGUGGGUGUCAUGGUCGGCAUGGGUCAGAAGGACUCCUACGUCGGCGACGAAGCACAGUCGAAGCGUGGCAUCCUCACCUUGAAAUACCCGAUCGAGCACGGCAUCGUCACGAACUGGGACGAUAUGGAAAAGAUCUGGCACCACACCUUCUACAACGAGCUCCGCGUAGCGCCGGAGGAGCACCCCGUCCUGCUUACCGAAGCGCCGCUCAACCCCAAGGCCAACCGAGAGAAGAUGACGCAGAUCAUGUUCGAGACGUUCAACUCGCCCGCGUUCCAUGUGUCGGUACAGGCCGUGCUCUCGCUGUACGCCUCCGGGCGUACGACGGGUAUCGUCAUGGACUCGGGGGACGGCGUGUCGCACGUCGUUCCCAUCUACGAGGGCUUCUCGCUUCCGCACGCGAUCCUCCGCCUCGACCUCGCCGGGCGCGACCUGACCGAGUGCUUGGUGAAGAACCUGACCGAGCGCGGCUACCCGUUCACGACCUCGGCCGAGCGUGAAAUCGUCCGUGAUAUCAAGGAGAAGCUCUGCUACGUCGCGCUCGACUUUGAGCAGGAGCUCGUCACCGCCGCGACGUCGUCCGCGCUGGAGAAGAGCUACGAGCUACCUGACGGCCAGGUCAUCACCAUCGGCAACGAGCGGUUCCGUGCCCCGGAAGCGCUCUUCCAGCCCGCCUUCCUCGGUCUCGAGGCGGCCGGCAUCCACGAAACUACAUACAACUCGAUCAUGAAGUGCGACCUUGACAUUCGGCGCGAGCUCUACGGCAACGUCGUCUUGUCCGGCGGCACGACCAUGUUCCCGGGCAUCGCGGACCGCAUGCAGAAAGAGCUCACGGCGCUCGCGCCGUCCAGCAUGAAGGUCAAGAUCGUCGCGCCUCCCGAGCGCAAGUACUCGGUGUGGAUCGGAGGCUCGAUCUUGGCGUCGUUGUCGACGUUCCAGAAUCUCUGGUGCUCGAAGCAGGAGUACGACGAGUUCGGGCCGGCGAUCGUCCACCGCAAAUGUUUCUGAGCAGAGAUGGGGGGGAUCGAUAGCAUUUGUGCUCGGCGUUCGGUAGUUGCGUUCGCGAUGGAAGCAGCCUGGGCGGGCGCUUUUGCGUUUGCGAUGUGGACGAUACCUGCGCUUGUAUUUAAAUAGGAUGAAUAGAGCUGAUUUGCAGCUGAUAAAUAUUAGCGACGAAUUCAAUUCGCG
This is a messenger RNA of Punctularia strigosozonata HHB-11173 SS5, 1377 nucleotides long. RefSeq names its product actin 2. The record is from RefSeq and is a predicted model, not a curated record. NCBI's taxonomy places the organism in Eukaryota, Fungi, Basidiomycota, Agaricomycetes, Corticiales, Punctulariaceae. Bases 70 to 1197 code for a protein of 375 amino acids. The transcript has 8 exons.